AUGGACAAACACUCUCAACAUAAUCCAUCAGAGUACAACCCUCCUCCUCCCUCCUAUUCAGAGUCAGAGUCGAGUGCUCAUCAGGCUGUGUUCCCUGAAUUAGCCCCAUCAGCACCAGCAUCAGCACCAUAUGACAACCGUGGCCAGUACUAUCCUUCUCCAACAAACCCUUAUCUGUCUCCUAGAGGAACAUACCAAUCUCGUGGAUACCAGGCAAUUAUAAUCGAUAGACAGCCUUCUCCUAUUAGAAUGUAUGAUACCGAGCGCCAGUUUCCAUUAGCGGCCAUGAUGUUCUUGUUCGGAUGGGUAUUACCUCCAAUUUGGAUUCUUGGGGCAUGCUGCUGUGUAGGUAGUCGUAAUUCAUACGAGGCUUGGUGGGGGAAAGCCAACUUGGUCAUGGUUGUUCUUCUCCUUUUUUCUACUAUCACUUACUCUAUUGCGGCAAUAACAAUUGGCAACUGGUCAAUGGGGCCAAGGAUGGUAGCUCAGAUCAUGGGACUUGAAACGGAAUAAGAAUAAAAAGACCAACGACAACAAUAACAAUAGCUCUUUAAAAAAAUGUAAUACAAACCAUGAUCCACCC
This is a messenger RNA of Phycomyces blakesleeanus NRRL 1555(-), 583 nucleotides long. RefSeq lists its product as hypothetical. The record is from RefSeq and is a predicted model, not a curated record. Lineage: Eukaryota; Fungi; Mucoromycota; Mucoromycetes; Mucorales; Phycomycetaceae. Bases 1 to 513 code for a protein of 170 amino acids. The transcript has 2 exons.